AUGGAUUCAUCAUCAUCAAUGUCAUUAACGGAUCGGGUCAACUUUAGGACACGAGUCCUAACCAGCCAUCUCAAUAACUACCAAAACCCCACCACCGAACUCGUACAAACCGCCGUAUGUGUCAGCUACUCCCCACCGGAACUGUCUGAGCCGCCGUUUAGUUUCGAUACCAAGUCCCUCCGUAAGCUCCUAGACGGCCAGAAUAUUGCUGUAAUCGACAAUGUGUUCAAUCUGAUGAUGCAGAGCAACCUGUUUUGCCCAAGAGAAAGAGGCGGCAAAGUGUUUAUUUCGCCGGAUUUUAAUCAGUCGACUGGAGCAACAGAGAGAGAUGACGAUGAAAAGAAUUGA
Messenger RNA from Lactuca virosa, 348 nucleotides. The record is from the annotation of a GenBank genome assembly. NCBI's taxonomy places the organism in Eukaryota, Viridiplantae, Streptophyta, Magnoliopsida, Asterales, Asteraceae.